Messenger RNA from Chlorocebus sabaeus (green monkey), 3752 nucleotides. It is a transcript of the gene TSLIG3B, whose product is annotated as family with sequence similarity 98 member B. The record is from RefSeq and is a predicted model, not a curated record. NCBI's taxonomy places the organism in Eukaryota, Metazoa, Chordata, Mammalia, Primates, Cercopithecidae. Gene Ontology annotation, cellular component: tRNA-splicing ligase complex.
CCUUGGCGCGGUGACGCUAGUUUCCGGCGGGUUACUUAGAGCGCGGAACAGCUCUGGGCCAAAGGACCAUGAGAGGGCCGGAGCUGGGUCCCGAACCAACGAUGGAGGGAGACGUGCUGGACACACUGGAGGCGCUGGGGUAUAAAGGACCACUGUUAGAAGAGCAAGCCCUUACGAAGGCAGCAGAGGGUGGAUUAUCUUCACCUGAAUUUUCAGAGCUCUGCAUUUGGUUAGGCUCUCAAAUAAAAUCAUUAUGCAACUUGGAAGAAAGUAUCACGUCUGCUGGAAGAGAUGAUCUAGAGAGCUUCCAGCUUGAGAUAAGUGGCUUUUUAAAAGAAAUGGCGUGUCCAUAUUCUGUACUCAUAUCAGGAGAUAUUAAAGAUCGUUUAAAAAAGAAGGAGGACUGUUUGAAACUUCUAUUAUUUUUAAGUACUGAACUUCAAGCUUCACAGAUACUACAGAACAAGAAACAUAAAAAUUCUCAAUUAGAUAAAAAUAGUGACAUUUAUCAGGAAGUUCAAGCUAUGUUUGAUACACUUGGUAUGCCCAAGUCGACAACUUCUGACAUUCCGCAUAUGCUAAACCAAGUGGAAUCAAAGGUGAAAGAUAUUCUCUCAAAGGUCCAGAAAAAUCAUGUGGGAAAACCACUGCUGAAAAUUGAUUUAACUUCAGAACAGGCGGAACAACUUGAAAGAAUAAAUGAUGCUCUUUCCUGUGAAUAUGAGUGCCGCCGGCGAAUGUUAAUGAAACGAUUAGAUGUGACUGUACAGUCCUUUGGAUGGUCUGAUAGAGCAAAGGUAAAAACAGAUGAUAUAGCAAGAAUUUAUCAGCCUAAACGUUAUGCUUUGUCACCCAAGACAACAGUUACAAUGGCACAUCUACUUGCUGCUCGUGAAGAUCUAUCCAAGAUCAUUAGGACAAGUAGUGGCACCAGCCGGGAGAAGACCGCAUGUGCCAUCAAUAAGGUGCUGAUGGGAAGGGUGCCUGACAGGGGAGGCCGGCCGAAUGAAAUUGAACCACCACCCCCAGAAAUGCCCCCUUGGCAAAAGAGACCAGAAGGCGGCGGUGGAAGGGGUGGUUGGGGUGGUGGUGGUGGAGGUGGUAGAGGAGGUGGUGGGGGUGGGGGUGGAAGAGGUGGCUGGGGGGGUGGAGGAGGUUGGGGAGGUGGUGGGGGAGGGGGAGGGGGAGGAGGGUGGGGGGGAGGAGGAGGAGGUGGUAGAGGAGGUUUCCAAGGCAGGGGAGAUUAUGGUGGAAGAGGGGGUUAUGGUGGAAGAGGGGGCUAUGGUGGAAGAGGCUACGGAGAUCCAUAUGGAGGAGGAGGUGGUGGUGGUGGUGGUGGAUAUAGAAGAUACUAAAAACUACAAAAAUCAGAUAGCAGUGCUUGCUUCUUUAUAGAUACAUUAGACAUAGUGUUCUAAAUAACAUACUUGAAUAUCAUCUUUGAAGUAAACACCAUGUUAGACUCCCUGGUGAUACCAUUCUUGAAUUGUUAAUAUGUAAGAACAUUGUUUUUUACUACCAGUUGAUCUCUCAAAUGAAGUGAAGACUUUUUCCAUAUUCUAUGUACCGUUGAGCAUGUUGUGUCUUUUUAAAAAAAAAAAGAACAAAAAUUAUUUUUUAAAAUGUAAAUAAUACCAUCAAACUUGGAAAAUGGAAAGUAUUUUAUUGUCAUGAUUGAAUUUAGAUUGUUACCUGUAUUUUGUUCAGGUUUAGACAUAUAAAUGACCCCACCUGUAAUGGAAAGGAAUAUAGACCCUUGCCUCACCUGUAUUGCUGUGGAUGUGUUUUGUGGGUUUUUCAUUUGAUUUUACAAAAUAGGGAAAGGCAUUUCCAGUUGUAUUUAGUAGGCAGUUGUUGUGAAUCAUUUUUAUCUCUUAUAGGAGGAGAUUCCUCUCUAGCCGUGUUUCUGUUAAAGUUUCACUAAUUGAAGCCCAAGUUUUUUACUGUACAUACUUAUUUUCUAAUUGGAUUUGAAAUCUGCAUGAUUUUGUUUGACAAAGGAAAGUUUUAAGAUUGAGGUCAGAAAUACUUUAAUGGAGCAAAGAUACAUACCAACUUCACAUGAUGGUGUGAGAAAUAGUCCUAUAAACUGGUCUCUUCAUCAUUUAUGCUCUCACUUUAGAUAUCCAAAUAUUAAAAGACAGGCUGACCUGUAUCACACAGAAUUAAGGCAGUAAUUUCCUGCUUCAGUAGAUCAAGGGUAGGGCUAAGGCAUCCCUUGGUAAUUGUGAUUCACAGCUAGAUUUGGGAAACACAAAGUUAGGGAAUGGCUAUAUGUGGUUUGCUAGUUGGAGCAGUCAACGUCUUAGCUAUCAAGAGUUGUGAAUCUGAAUCAUGGCACUAGGUCAGGGGUGCUAUGGAUUGAAAUGACCUUAGUUCUCAAGGAGUGAUUUGCCCUCAUUUGUCAAAUGAGGAAUGAGACACUUAGCGUCAUCUCGGGUUGUUUCAUGAAGACCUAAGUACAAAUACAAUUUGUUAAAAACUUAUAGAGGGCCUAUUUGAAUGCCUUAAGAUGUAGGGCAAGUAAUGUAUUUUUCUCUUAGUGUAGAGAGUUAGAGAAAAAGAGCUGGUCCCGUAAAUUUUUUCAAUCUCAGUGUAAAAUCUGUAUCUCAUUGUAGGCUUCUGGUCAAUACCUGUGCAUAACAACUUAAUGUGAUCCAACCAACUCAACUGAUAGAAAGCUGAAUUGUUCCCAGUGGACAAGUGGUAUUUGAUGUUUAGCAAGUUUUUUUGUUGUUUUUUUUUUUUUGGUAAACUCUGUGGUAAAAUCUAAAAUAAUGUUAAAACCUUAAAAGUAACUAUUGAAUAUUCUGUAAUCUUAGACAUGUAUUUUUCAAGCUAACCCUUUGAAGAAAUGUGUUUAAGGUAGGAAAAUAUAAAAUUUUUUGGUUAUUUUUUGUGUGUGUAUAUUUAAUGAAAAGAUAUAAUUUCAUUUGUGAUAGCUGAAAAAAGACUUUCCAUAAUUAAGAAAAUACCUUUAUCAGUAGUUAUGAACUCUGAAAAAUAAUUUUUAAAAAAUUUUCAGAAAAUAUUUGAGUAAAAUAUUUCAAAAGUUACUUUAAAAUCUUCAUUUAAAACCUUUACUUUCUGCCUCAUUUCUUUUUUGGUAGCAUUAGUUGCUGAUGAAGGAGAUUUACAACUACUUUCAACUUUUUUACCGCUAAAGGUUUAUGGUAAAUAUGGCAGACACAACAGUUCAUCAGUUUCAUUAGAUUUUCCGUAAGAUUUCUUUGUACCUUUAUAGGAGCGCUGCUUGCGUUAUUCGCUGCAAUCACUUAUUUCCUAUCAAAGUUUAGCACUUGCUCCUGGAAUCAUGUUGGAGCUGAAACCACUCCUAUGUACACAUCCUAUAAACCUUAAUUGAAUGAAAAGCUGAAUCAGGUAGACUCUAAUAUUUUACUCUUUCUCCUGUAAAGUGGGAUUUUCCUGAUAAUCUUUGUUCAGUAAAAACUUCUUUUGUAGAACAGUUUGCUGAGCAGUAUCUAGAAUAGCAGGAAGGAGAUUUGGGGCCUUCAUGUGAAAGGCCAUAGUGUGAAAAUGUUUUAUAAAUUGAGUGCAAUACACCAUGGAGUAUGAUGAAUGGCACGCUACUGCUUCCUAAAAUCUAACACUUUUUUUGAUAUCUCCUUUUUAUUCUUGUUUGCCUGGUUCUCAAUUUCAUUUUUUAAUUACCUCAUUGUCCUUCCCCUUUUUCUUCUCUUUUUGUCCAGCCUGGUAUCUAAUAGCACAUAUAGACUUGAUCUUACUGGGAA